ACUAUUAUUAGGUUAGGAAUAUCAAGCACCGAUUUAGUUUUCGCUUGGCAGCUACAGAGAGCAUUCGUGAUGAGUUCAAAGCUGAGCGUAAUGACACCGUCGUUGGACGCACAGUUCAUUGAGAAUACCAACAAAUUUGCGUUGGAGUUGUAUAAACAAAUAAUACUUGAAAAUCAGAGGAAAAAUGUCGUCAUCUCACCUUUCUCGAUCGGCACUUGUUUGUCAUUCGCCGGCAUGGGUGCGGUUGGCUCGACGGCAGACGAAAUAUUCACUGGUUUAAAGCACGGAACUGCCUCCGAUAAACACCUCGUCGCAGACAUUUACGGAAAUCUGCUUCAAAAUAUAGCCAGUAAUCAAAGUUUGAACAUUGCAAAUAAAAUUUAUUUCAAACAUGGCUCUACUUUGAGGCCAAAUUUCCAAGAUAUUGCCACUGCAUCCUUCCGAUCUGAAGUAGAGGCGGUAGAUUUUGCCGAGAAUGAAACAGCAGCAAAAACGAUCAACCGUUGGGUUGAACAGAAAACGAACGACAAAAUCAAGAAUUUUAUAACCCCGAAUACCGUAAAUCAGUCUACUCUAAUGGUUCUCGUAAAUGCCAUCCAUUUCAAGGGGUCUUGGACGCAUCCUUUUGAAACGUGGAACACCAUGCCAGCUCCAUUUUGGACCACCGCUACCGAAUCGGUCGAAGUGUCCAUGAUGCACUUGAAGAAGAAAUUCAAAUAUGGGGUCUUUGACGAAUUGAAUAUGUCAGCCCUGGAAAUGACGUAUAGUGAUAGCGAUGUCAGCAUGUUGAUUCUACUUCCAAACGAUCGAGAUGGUUUAGUCAAACUGGAAGAAAAUAUUCUCAACAUUGAUGUGGGUGACAUACUCGGAAAAAUGUACAAGGAGGAAGUGAAUGUCGCUCUUCCCAAAUUUAAAAUCGAAUUUGACGUAGAACUAAGUGAAACACUUAAAAAGCUUGGAAUGGGCAAAAUGUUCUCCGGCGAUGCAGAUUUUAGUGACCUGUUUGAGCAGUCCGAAUCAUUAUGUGUGUCAAAGAUCGUUCACAAGGCAUUUAUUGAAGUCAAUGAAGAAGGAGUGGAAGCUGCAGCAGCCACAGGCAUGAUUAUGGUCGGAUGCUGUUACGGCCAACAACCGACAUAUUUCGAAGCUGAUCGUCCUUUCCUGUGCCUGCUUCAACGCAAUAGUCAACUGAUGUUUGUUGCUAGUAUUUAUCAACCGUAGAACAAUGUUUUAAAUUGAGACAGUUACAGGUAUUUAUGAUGAUGGUUUAAAUGUUCCUUUCUAUUACAUUAAAACAUUGAACGUUGCUUUUUAAGUAUAUUUUUGUUAAAUGUGUAUAUUAAUAGUGAGAAUAACCGACGCUUAAAAUGUGUUUGAAUAUUAAAGAAAGAGGAUUGAAAACAA
This is a messenger RNA of Uranotaenia lowii, 1404 nucleotides long. Its product is annotated as serine protease inhibitor 42Dd-like. NCBI's taxonomy places the organism in Eukaryota, Metazoa, Arthropoda, Insecta, Diptera, Culicidae. The record is from RefSeq and is a predicted model, not a curated record. Bases 70 to 1221 code for a protein of 383 amino acids. Gene Ontology annotation, molecular function: serine-type endopeptidase inhibitor activity. The transcript has 4 exons.